GUUUUUAAACGCUUUUUCCCUGCGUUUGCCCUUGUGCUGAAGUGAUGUGACCCAUAUCCCGCCACGUUGCGAUGAAUUCACAGGAUCUGCGGCUCAAGGACAGAGAGACAGAGAGAGAGAACAGCAGAGAGAUUUACAGUUUCUCAUAGAUGGCUGCAGAUAGUGGUUGGCGGGUGCUUUGUUGAUGCGGGUUUAAACGGCAGUUGGCGGAUGCUUUGACGGAGGUUUUUGCCAUUGUUUCCAGUACCCAGGGGACGACGGCAGAAUGGACUGUCUGCGGUUCCUCGUCGAGCCGGCCAAAGAGCUCACCAUCCGACUGAAGGACUCUCAUGAGAAGGCAGAGAAAGCAAAGAAGGAAGCGUUGGUGGAGAGCCAGUUAUUUAUCAUGGAAUUAGCCAAGGAGCUUAGCCGACUCUGCCAGCGGGCGGAGGUGCUGGGGCACAUUUGGAGUGGUGAGGACGUCUGGCCCCCCCAGGUCUGCCAGGCCUUCAUCCUGGACUGGGCCUCACAGCUGGAGAGCCAGAUGACCGGCCACCCGGAGAAGCGUGCCCAGAGGGAGCUGCUGGGCAGCUGGAGCGAGAAGGACGUGGAGCACGCCCAGAGGACCAUCGUGGAGUGGAGCCGGGGGCUGAAGGGCCAGCCUGAGCUUAGCAUAUGGCCUGGGGAGUCAGUGGUCGUGACUCUGGAUGACCUGGAAGCCAACUGGAAGAGGGGCAGGAUGCCAAAUCUGCUGUCCGCCAUGGAGCUGGUCAUAUGGGCCAUACUGACCGAGGGUCUGGACAAGGAAGCAGUCCCCCAGCUUUGGCUCACCAGGAAGCAGAGGAGACAGAAAAUCGCGGCUGCCCACUACAUCCCCCAGACAGUGUGGAACUGGAUCUGUGAAGCAGCAGUGGAGGUGACCCUUGACCCCGACACGGCGAACCCCGACCUGCUGAUCUCGCCCGACGAGAAGAGCAUGCGCUGCGGCUUCGAGAGGCAGGAGGUGCCCAACUUCCACAGCCGCUUCGACGGGUGGUGGUGCGCGGUGGGCGUGCAGGGCCUGGCGUCCGGCCGCCACUACUGGGAGGUGGACGUGGGCGAGCGGGACUGGCGUUUGGGCGUGGUCAAGGAGUCGGCGCUGCGGAAGGGCUUCAAGUCCCUGAACACGGACACGGGCUACCUCACGCUGCGGCUGGAGCGGGGCGCCGAGCUCAAGGCGCUGACGGUCCCCUUCACCCCGCUCCCCUCCGUCCUCAUCCCCCGCAAGGUGGGCGUCUACCUCGACUACGAGGAGGGCCAGCUGUCCUUCUACGACUCGGAGAAGCACGCGCACAUCUACACCUACGUGGAGGCCUUCGACGAGAAGCUGUACCCGCUCUUCGGCACGGUGGAGAUCGUCAGGGACCUGGUCAUCAAGCCCAUCAUCGUCAGGGAGCGCCACUGCUGUUCUGCGCUGUGUCUGUGGGCCUGAGAGCCCCCCCCCCCCCCCCCCCCCCCGCCCCCUCCCCUCGAUGGCCCCUUUUCCAGUCUAAUCGCGUAGCGAUCCAGCCAAGCCCAUGCUAACGUGCUAACGGUGAGGUAGAGGUCCGCCGCUGUAAAGACCCGUCGUGUUUUAAGUGUAGCCGCUUCCUCCCUGUAUCGUCUUCAGCUUCUCGCUCCGUACAAUCCAAUAUAAGCUCACGCCGCUGCACUUUGAGACGUUAUUGUUCAGUUGUUUUUUUCCGAUGUGUGCGAGUCUAAUCCUGCAAUCAUGAUGCACUUUAUGUGGUUAAUAAUAAAUUGACCAUGGUAAAAUGUG
Conger conger (European conger) is the source of this 1777-nucleotide messenger RNA. RefSeq names its product E3 ubiquitin-protein ligase TRIM21-like. The transcript is spliced from 9 exons. The record is from RefSeq and is a predicted model, not a curated record. The coding region runs from base 266 to 1450 and encodes 394 amino acids. Lineage: Eukaryota; Metazoa; Chordata; Actinopteri; Anguilliformes; Congridae. Gene Ontology annotation, molecular function: protein binding.